Molecule: messenger RNA, 482 nt
Organism: Mytilus trossulus (common blue mussel)
Lineage: Eukaryota; Metazoa; Mollusca; Bivalvia; Mytilida; Mytilidae
Product: fibrinogen C domain-containing protein 1-like
Exons: 2
Coding region: 47-394 (115 amino acids)
Source: RefSeq, a predicted model, not a curated record
UCUCAACUUGUUGACCAACCAAAAGAAUUACCAAUUGCGUAUAGUGAUGGAGGACUUCCUUGGAUACACACCUUAUGCUGUUUACGACACUUUUUCUGUUGGUUCAGAAAAUGAAAGAUAUAAACUUACUAUCGGCGGGUACUCUGGAAGUGCAGGUGAUUCUAUGAUCGACCAUAACGGUAUGAACUUUGCUACAUUUGACAAUGACACUUAUCUCUCCCCAAUGUGUGGUGGUUGUCCUGUUGGUUUUUCUGCAGGGUACUGGUAUCGUUGCUGUUUCGAUAGUCAUCUGACUGGUCAAAUCGUAGAGGGAGGUGAAGGCAUGUCAUGGUUAACAUGGACUGGAUAUCAAUCAUUGAAGACAGCCUUGAUGAUGAUACGACCAUGGAAUUGAUCAAGUUUUUCUUUUAACAAUACAACUGAUGAUACUUAAAAAUCAAUAUCAUUGCAUUUCUUUAAAUUGCAAGGCAAGAUUUAUGGAA